Salmo salar (Atlantic salmon) is the source of this 2357-nucleotide messenger RNA. The record is from RefSeq and is a predicted model, not a curated record. Lineage: Eukaryota; Metazoa; Chordata; Actinopteri; Salmoniformes; Salmonidae.
AAUAAUAUAUCGGAAUGUAGUUUAGUAUGGUAUCUAUUCGACCACUGCUAUAAUAACAAAUGGUAUAAAGUUAGAUCGUCAAUAGGGCAGCUGUAAAGUUAUUUCUACAUGCCUUCUUGGCCACAAUCACUCUUAAUUGUUGUCUAUGGAAUGACCUGUUAUCAUGACCUGUAGGGACUAGUGUUACCAACAACAAAACAAUAAUAAUAAAAACAUGCACUGGUUUAUUGGUAUGAACAAGAACAAAAAUGUAUGCACUAAGUAGGCAUACUGCAAGUCCUCUGGAUAAGCGCAUCUGCUAAAUGACUAAAAUAUAAAUGUAAAGCAUCAAUUAUCAUAAGUGUUGUGGAAUGAUUUGUUGAUGGACCUGCAUCUUUAUUUUUGCAAAUAUAACACUUUUUUAUGUUGAAUAUUGCAUUACAUCACUCAAACUCAUUACACAAUUAUCUGUCUUCCAUGAUAUGCACAAAUUCCAUCAGACACACUAAUGUUGUCAUCUACUUUCUGAGCUUAAACUCAACAUGUCUUCCUGAAAAACCUCACCGCAAAGAAUCAUUGAUCAUAUCAGCUGCUAGUCCAUUUACCACAUGUUGCUUUUUUCUGUGUGCACCCAGUCACAUUGCCAAACAACCGUCCAGAUUAUAAAUAGUUGAACAAAAGCUUUAAAUGAACAACAAGGGUUACUGAAACCUGAGGCGCAGGGCAGUAUUUUUUCAUCAUUGGUAACUAAAUACGGUGGUGUGGAGACUGUGGACUCUGUACAGGCUGGACAGGCACCAGUCUGAUUCAGUACGGAGGCCGGUGAGGUAAGGCGGAGGCUGUAUAUUCCUGACACUAAAGGGGCACUGACAAGGACGCAGCCUAGAGCUGACCUCCUCCUCAACUGGCCACCCCCCUCCACCCACAGAGGGAUGCCCCCCAGGCUAAGCACCAGCUGAAGAGGAGGACAAAAAAGUUACUCUGACUGCGCCUCACCAGAAGAGGUCCUGCCUCAGAUCUCCUCUCCCAGACUGGUUGGGACGCUCCAGUUGUGUUUUGUUACUUUUCUCUUUAUUUUUUUUUUUACUCAUCCUCACUGGAGUGAGAGUGAAGACCUUUUGAAGACCCAGAGGUUUUUUCUGUUGGAGCACCUUUAUUUGGAGUAGCUGCUAAUAGACGGAGACCUACAGUCUUGCUUUGUCUUUCCCUGUCUGUGGGGUGUGUGUGUGAGAGUGCUUGUGGGUUGGCACCGGUGAGAGCCCUCUCCCUUCCCUCCGCCAGGAUGUCUGCAGUUCAGCUGCUGCUGGUCCCGCUGGCGCUGUGGGUUCUGCAAGCGUCUCUAUGCCAUGGAGCGUGUGUGGAGGUGGACUCUGACACUGACGCAGUGGUCAACGAAGGCUUUAAGCUGGGCUGUAUCUCCUGUAAGAUGAGGGCCGAGGUGCCCGCCGAGGCCACUGUUGAAUGGUCCUUCAUGCCCAAAGGGGAGAGCGAGUUCACAAAAAUCUACAGCUACGAGGAUCUAAUGAGCGACACCCCAGACGAGCGCUUCUACGAGCGUCUGGACUGGAAGGGCAGCAAGAAGACCAAGGACCUGCAGGACGGCUCCAUCUACAUCCUGAACGUGACGUGGAACGACACGGGCACCUACCGCUGCAUCUUCACCCGCACCCUCACCUUCAGCUCCUUCAAGUUCCACAACGACACCACCAAGAUCGUCCACCUCAACGUGGUGCCAAGGCGUGAGGCGUUGGCUUUAGGGUUCACAGGUGACCAGGGGGAUAGCUUCCAUCUUGUCCGAGGUGAUGAUGUAUGUCACCAUCGUUGGGCUGCAGGUAUGGCUGGUGGUGGAGAUGAUUUACUGCUACAGGAAGAUAUCAGCGCAAGGCGAGGAAGCAUUGAGAGAGAGCGCGGCGGAGUACUUAGCUAUAGCUUCAGAGAGUAAAGAGAAUUGUGCAAUGGUGGCAGUAACCGAAUAGCACUGGUUAAAGAAUGGCUCCAAACGACAAAUAGCUCUUGAUAGCCCUUCAACACUUCUCAUCUUCACCCCUUCUUCCAUUAUGACACCAUCUCAUUACCCCAUCCAGGAGGACAAGCAGCCAAGAGGCUUGUCCAGAGAACAGAUGGAUGAGAAGUGAAACAGCCAAUGAAAAAAAGGACAUUACUGUGUUUAAAUACAAAUAUACAGCAUGAGUAUACUAUCUAGCAGUACUAUAAAUAUCAAAGAGAGUUAUAUAUACACAGUACGUAUAGUUAAUUAUGCAAUCCAAAUCUUCAUUAUAAUACUCCUACAUUAUAUUAAGUUAGUACUGUACAUUAAGAAUAGCUGCAUGUUUGGUGAUACAUCAUAACCAUUGGCAUUAAAAUGUUUCUAAAGGUCA